GAAAUGAAUAUCCCUGAUUGGUGAAGACUAAGCCAAGUCAAAGUCUUCCAUUUCCCACACCAUUCUCAUCACUACAAAUCACUACAAACUCUCAAUUUCCACACACAAAACCAAAACACCUUACAAAUGCAUCCAACAACACAUUCAAACAAACAACCUCAAACAUGUUCCACUUUCUAUUCUUAACCUUUCUCAUCUUCACCGCCGUCGUCACCGCCGUCAACCCUGGCUCCACUCUCUCCGCUUCCGACACCAACCAAUCAUGGUCCUCCCCAUCUUCCACUUUCUCCCUCCGCUUCGUCCCCGUCGAUCCCCCAACCUCCCCUCCCACCUUCCUCGCCGCCAUCGUCUACUCCGGCGGAGCUCCCACCGUCUGGACAGCCAGUAACUCCAACUCCAGCUCCAUCCCCGUCGACUCCGCUGGUUCCCUCCAGUUCCUAACCAACGGCCUCCUCCGUCUCGUCAACGGUUCCGGCUCCACCGUCUGGGACUCCGGAACCGCCAACCGCAACGCAAAGUCAGCCUCAGUUGAAGAAAGUGGCAGAUUGGUGAUCUCGAAUGGAACGGCUGAUAUUUGGUCUAGCUUUGAUCAUCUUACCGAUACGCUUUUGCCUUCUCAGAAUUUCAGUGUUGGUAUGGCUUUGAAAUCUGGUUCUUAUUCGUUUAAUUUAUCCAACAUUGGGAAUAUGAGUUUGUUUUGGAAUAAUAGUGUAGACUUUUGGACUCUAGGGUUGAAUUCUACUGUGAAACAGAAUUUGAGUUCACCUGUUUUGAGUUUAACAUCUAUUGGGAUUCUGCAACUUUCUGAUGUGAAUUUUAGUACUCCUGUUGUUUUUGCUUAUAGUAGUGACUAUGCUGAUGCUGGUAGUGGUGGGAGUGAUGUUCUUAGGAUUUUGAAAUUGGAUAGUGAUGGGAAUUUGAGGAUUUAUAGUACUUCUAGAGGUAGUUCGAAUCCGAUUGUUAGAUGGUCUGCUGUUCAAGAUCAGUGUCAGGUUUAUGCUUACUGUGGGAACUAUGGUAUAUGUAGUUAUAAUAAUACGAAUCCGAUUUGUGGGUGUCCCUCGCGGAAUUUUGAGAUGGUUAGCGGUGUUAGGCAAGGGUGUAGGAGGAAAGUGAGCCUUGGUAGUUGUCGAGGGAAUGAAACUAUGUUGACGUUGGAUCAUACUCAGUUGUUGACUUAUCCGCCUGAUACUCAGUCGCAGGCGUUUUUUAUUGGUAUAUCGGCGUGUAGAGGAAAUUGUCUUUCGGGUUCGGGUGCUUGUUUUGCUUCUACUUCUAUGUCGGAUGGAACGGGACAGUGUUAUAUUAAGUCGGAGGAUUUUGUGAGUGGUUAUCAAAGUCCAGCGUUACCUAGUACUUCUUAUGUCAAGGUUUGUCCGCCUUUGGAUCCGAAUCCACCGCCGUCUUCAGGGGAGACGGUGAAGGAAAAGAGUUCGAGAGUACAGGCGUGGAUUGUUGUGGCUGUUGUUUUGGGAACUCUUUUAGGAGUGGUUGCUAUUGAAGGUUGUUUUUGGUUUUGUUGUUGUAGAAAAACUUCAAGGUUUGGUGUAUUGUCGGCUCAGUAUGCUCUUCUUGAGUAUGCUUCUGGUGCGCCGGUUCAGUUCACGUACAAGGAGCUUCAGCGCUCGACAAAAGGGUUCAAGGAGAAGCUUGGAGCGGGUGGAUUUGGGGCAGUGUAUAGAGGAGUUCUUGUUAACAAAACUGUAGUUGCGGUGAAACAGCUCGAAGGAAUUGAACAAGGUGAGAAACAGUUUAGGAUGGAAGUUGCAACUAUAAGCAGUACUCAUCAUCUUAAUUUGGUGAGACUUAUUGGUUUUUGCUCGGAAGGGCGCCACCGGCUUUUAGUGUACGAGUUCAUGAAAAACAGUUCACUGGAUAAUUUUUUGUUCUUGAAAGAAGAGCAAUCGGGGAAACAGUUGAAUUGGGAGUAUCGGUUCAAUAUCGCGCUUGGCACUGCAAGAGGAAUCACAUACCUUCAUGAGGAGUGCCGCGACUGCAUAGUCCACUGUGAUAUCAAACCUGAAAACAUUCUCUUGGACGAUAAUUACGUCGCCAAAGUCUCUGAUUUCGGUCUUGCAAAGCUCGUGAAUCCGAAAGACCAUAGACACAGAACCUUGACAAGCGUGCGGGGAACAAGAGGAUAUUUAGCCCCUGAGUGGAUUGCAAAUCUUCCUGUAACAUCUAAAUCCGAUGUUUACAGCUACGGCAUGGUUUUGUUAGAGAUUGUGAGCGGAAGGCGGAACUUUGAUGUUUCCGAUGAAACAAAUCGGAAGAAGUUCUCUAUUUGGGCCUAUGAAGAGUUUGAGAAAGGCAACAUCAAAGGGAUUUUGGAUAAAAGACUUGCAGAUAUAGAAAUCGAUAUGGAGCAAGUUAUGAGAGCGAUCAAGGUAUGCUUUUGGUGCAUCCAAGAGCAACCGUCACAAAGACCUAUGAUGAGCAAAGUUGUUCAAAUGCUAGAAGGUGUAAAAGAAAUUGAGAAGCCACCUCCUCCUAAAUUUGUUGCCGAAGGACCUGUUAGCGGAACCAGCACCUACAUUAGUAGCAACGUUAGCGCGUUGUCCACAAUUGGAGCCUCGCCAAAUGUUCCUUCAUCAUCAUCUUCAAUUCAAACUAGUGGUGUUUCAAACUUUGCCUCGGGAAGAAACCCCGAGAAGGCAACUUCAUCCCUUUUACAGUCAGACCUAUGAAUUUGGAUUCACUACUGUUUCCAAAGUCAUUCAUUUGUGCAGUUACCGUAAAAUCAAAUAUCUGUUUGAAAUCUGGAUCCUCUGAUCUUGAUCUAACGGUCACCGACGUGGCGAUUGUGUGAAUGCGAGAUUUUGGCAAUCUGGAUUGCAGAUCAAUAUUUGAAACUGCAUUUAUUUUUUAUGAUCACGGUCGCAUUGGCUCGGGAUUUAUGCUGGAACUGCAAAAGUAAGUUUUGCUGAUCAAAUACAAUGUACGAUAUAAUAUAUAGUACAUAUAUUCUGUAAGAUAUAGGAGAUUGCAAGUUUACACUUGAAAGUAAUUAUCUGUAUUUAAUUCCUGAAAUUUCUGGUUAUUGUGCAUGUCCAUGCAGCAGAAGUUUUAUAUCAAGACUACUGAAA
Molecule: messenger RNA, 3086 nt
Organism: Vicia villosa (hairy vetch)
Lineage: Eukaryota; Viridiplantae; Streptophyta; Magnoliopsida; Fabales; Fabaceae
Product: G-type lectin S-receptor-like serine/threonine-protein kinase At1g34300
Exons: 1
Coding region: 165-2687 (840 amino acids)
Biological process (GO): protein phosphorylation; recognition of pollen
Molecular function (GO): ATP binding; protein serine/threonine kinase activity
Source: RefSeq, a predicted model, not a curated record